AUGCCAGCACAAUCCGUGCCGCUUCCGAGCUUCCUGAUUGACAUUGUCUGCCAAUCAUCAUCAGGUAGGGCCUCAUCAAGACAAGUGGUAUGGCGGGCUAAACUUGAGCAUCUUCGGCAGAUGAAGGAUAGGAGCCAACCUCCGGCCCUGCACGGAGACUUGACAACAUCAAAUGUGGAGUUGCAUAUAGCAACUGCAUGUAACCCGCGGGUGACAUUAUCAUAUGUUAGGAGAUGCAAUCGGAGACUAGCCGUGCAAGUACAUUUGAUGCAUGGCGAGGCAAACACAACGGACUUCUCUCACUCUAUCUACUAG
Molecule: messenger RNA, 315 nt
Organism: Pochonia chlamydosporia 170
Lineage: Eukaryota; Fungi; Ascomycota; Sordariomycetes; Hypocreales; Clavicipitaceae
Exons: 2
Coding region: 1-315 (104 amino acids)
Source: RefSeq, a predicted model, not a curated record